This is a messenger RNA of Colletotrichum destructivum, 2353 nucleotides long. RefSeq names its product Putative glucose-methanol-choline oxidoreductase, FAD/NAD(P)-binding domain superfamily. The record is from RefSeq and is a predicted model, not a curated record. The coding region runs from base 357 to 2189 and encodes 610 amino acids. Gene Ontology annotation, molecular function: flavin adenine dinucleotide binding; oxidoreductase activity, acting on CH-OH group of donors. NCBI's taxonomy places the organism in Eukaryota, Fungi, Ascomycota, Sordariomycetes, Glomerellales, Glomerellaceae. The transcript is spliced from 3 exons.
UUUUUCCCCUCCCUAACCGGCUGGCCUAAUCCUUCUCGGUGCUGUGAUCUCUCAGCCUGUUAUCCAUCGUGCCCUUGCCUUCUCAUGGAUCGAACGCGUCCAAUAGGUCGAUAUCAUUGGCAUUGGCAAAUGAAAUGGCGCGUCUAGCCGUCAUGGGCACCCUGGGCCUUUUCAUAUAAAAGGGUCGACGGAACCUUGAUCCGGUGCGAGGGCUGACUGUUCACUGUCCAGACACCCUCGUGUUACAACCGAGUCAAGGGCACCCCAAGUUCGUGUCCGGCCUCCUGAUCGUCGUCGACGAUACUCCUCCCGCGACGUCCGUGACCACCAACUAGCAAAAAAUCCGUCGAUCGGCCAUGGUCAUCAUCAUGUUACCUGUCAUCCUGGCCGCGUCCCUGCUCGCGGCGACGGCGUCAGGAGCGCCCAGCAGCCGGCUCUGUGCCAAGACUUACGACUUUAUCGUCGUUGGCGGUGGCACUGCUGGCCUGGCUCUGUCGACCCGCCUCAGCCAGGGGCUGCCGAAUGCAACGGUACUCGUCAUCGAAGCUGGCCCGGCAGGCCUCGGGGACGAGCGCAUCGAGAUACCCGGACGCAGAGGCUCGACAUUUGGUUCCGUUUACGACUGGAACCUGACGACCGUCCCCCAAGCCGGUUCCAACGGACGCGUGUGGACCCAGACGAGAGGCCACGUCCUGGGCGGCAGCUCCGCGCUGAACCUCUUCUCCUACGACCGCGCGUCGGCUCACGAAUACGAUGGCUGGGAGGAGUUAGGCAACCCGGGCUGGAACUGGAACUCCAUGCGCGAUGCCAUGAUCAAGUCGGAGAACUUCACCUCGGCGAACACAGAGUACUACACUGGAAGCGAAGGAGUCGGUGAUUCGGGGCCCAUCAAAGCACUGAUCAACCGUCUCAUCCCCGAGCACCAGGCCCCUCUGUUUCCGGUCAUGAACAGCCUCGGGAUCGAGACGAACCUGGAAUCCCUGAACGGUAACGUUCUCGGCGUUCUGUAUUCGCCAAACAGCAUCGAACCGACCCACUACAAUCGAUCCUACAGCGCCAAUUCGUAUCUGCCUCUGGCCGGCCCGAACCAUUACGUCCUGACUGAGUCCAAGGUUGCCAAAGUUAACCUCGAACCUGUCCCAGAGGGCGGCAAUCGACGGGCCACGGGCGUUACGCUCGUGAACGGAAGAGUCUUGCUUGCCCGCCGCGAGGUCAUUGUCUCCGGCGGCAGCCUCCUAAGCCCAGCCAUCCUGGAAAACUCGGGUAUCGGAAAGGCCGACGUUCUGUCUGCGGCCGGAAUCGAGCAGCUCGUCGAUCUCCCCGGCGUGGGCGAGAAUCUCCAGGACCACGUCCGAAUCCAAAGCUCGUACGAGCUGAAGGAGACCUUCACUGGCUACGACCGUCUCAAGUACGACACCGCCUACGCGGCCGAGCAGCUUCGGCUCUGGUGGGAGGGCAAGACUUCCAUGUACGGAUACUCCGGCAGCGGAUACACCUUCACGAACUGGAACCAGGCUCUCGGGAACGAAGGCGAGGCGGACCUCAUCGCCCUCGCCCACGAUGCCAUCGGCGCCUCCGGCCACCCCGUGGAGCAAAAGAAGCUCGAGUGGCUCAACGACACUAGUGUCCCUCAGCUCGAGAUCCUGUUUAGCGACGGAUACACCGGGGUGAAGGGCUACCCUACCUCGGGUAGUGCAGGGUACGGCAAGGACUACUUUACCCUCAUUGCUGCCGUGAUGCACCCCCUGAGCCGGGGCAACGUCCACAUCAACCCCGUCAACCCUCUCGGGCCGCCCCUGAUCGACCCCAAGUACCUCUCCCACGAGUACGACCUGCAAGCCGCCAUCCAAGCCAUCAAAAAGUGCCGGCAGGUCGCCUUGACGGAGCCCCUUAGAUCGACGUGGGUCUCCGAGUACGAGCCGGGCCUAAACACGACCUCUGAUGCGCAGUGGAGGGAGUUCGCGCUCAAGACCACGUUGUCCAUCUACCACCCUGUCGGAACUUGCGCUAUGCUCCCCAAGGCGGACGGCGGCGUUGUCGACCCCUCGCUGAAGGUCUACGGAACCACGAAUCUCAGGGUCGUUGACGCCAGUAUCAUGCCGGUGCUGAUCUCGGCGCACAUCCAGACUGCUGUGUACGGCAUCGCCGAGAGAGCCGCCGAGAUUAUUAUUCAGGAGGCCACGGCAUGAGACAAGGGGUCAAAUUGCGUCAUGGAACGAGCCACAUUUGUACUGGGGGGUGAUGACAUUUACGUAUUUAAUGUAUAAUAUGAAGUCUCAAGCUUGUCCGUGUUUAACCUCUUCUCCCGCCUCGUGUUUCUGCAGGCGUUUACCACCAUCUUAACCGGCCCCCC